Molecule: messenger RNA, 2422 nt
Organism: Megalops cyprinoides (Indo-Pacific tarpon)
Lineage: Eukaryota; Metazoa; Chordata; Actinopteri; Elopiformes; Megalopidae
Product: macoilin-1
Exons: 11
Coding region: 114-2162 (682 amino acids)
Biological process (GO): neuronal signal transduction
Cellular component (GO): rough endoplasmic reticulum membrane
Source: RefSeq, a predicted model, not a curated record
AAUUAUAACAGCAUUCAUUUUUGUAGAAAGUUGCAAUUUUUUUCUCUUUGAGAAGAUAAAAUCCUGGAAAAGAUUACGAGGGGAAUCAGAAAGCACAGCCUAAAGGGGGGAGGAUGAAGCGGCGCAAUGCGGAAUGCAGCAAACUCCGUCGGCCGUUAAAACGGAACCGAAUCACCGAGGGUAUAUACGGCAGUACUUUUCUUUACCUCAAGUUUCUGGUCGUGUGGGCACUGGUACUGCUGGCAGACUUUGUGCUGGAGUUCAGAUUUGAAUAUCUGUGGCCCUUCUGGCUCUUCAUCAGAAGUGUGUAUGACUCCUUCAGAUACCAGGGGCUGGCAUUUUCAGUAUUUUUUGUGUGUGUUGCGUUUACAUCAGAUAUUAUAUGCCUCCUCUUCAUACCUGUACAAUGGCUGUUCUUCGCUGCCAGCACCUACGUUUGGGUUCAGUACGUGUGGCACACAGAAAGAGGCGUCUGUCUACCCACAGUGUCUCUAUGGAUACUGUUCGUAUAUAUAGAAGCAGCAAUCCGCUUCAAAGACCUGAAAAACUUUCACGUCGAUUUGUGUCGUCCAUUUGCCGCACAUUGUAUCGGCUACCCCGUGGUGACGCUGGGCUUCGGCUUUAAGAGCUACGUCAGCUACAAGAUGCGCCUGCGGAAGCAGAAGGAGGUGCAGCGGGAGAACGAGUUCUACAUGCAGCUGCUGCAGCAGGCGCUUCCCCCCGAGCAGCAGCUGCUCCAGAGGCAGGAGCGUGAGGCGGAGGAAGCUGCAGCGGCCAAGGGGAUCUCAGAGGCGGAUUCCCCGGCAGCGUCACAGAACGGCGCGCCGGCCAACAAAAAGACCUCCCUCCCACUUCCAGAACUGGAGUACAAAGAGAAGGUCAAGGAGGGCAGGGACAAAGAGGCCAAAAAACACAAUGUGGGAAUAAACAACAACAUCCUGCAGACAGUAGACUCUAAGCUCCAGGAGAUCGAGUACAUGGAGAACCAGCUGAGCAGCAAGAGACUGAACAACGACCUGGCAGGGAGCACGGAGAACCUCCUCCUGAAGGAGGAGACGGGGGGCGGGGCCGGCAGCGCCUCCUCCAAGAACUACAAGAACGCCAGCGGGGGCGUGGUCAACUCCUCCCCGCGCAGCCACAGCGCCACCAAUGGCAGCGUCCCGUCCUCCUCCUCCUCCUCAUCCUCCUCCUCUUCCUCUUCGUCCUCCAGUAAGAGCGAGAAGAAGCAGAGGUGUCUGGGGAAGAGCCCCGCCCCCCACAGAGACCUGAUGGAGAACUGUAUACCCAACAACCAGCUCAGCAAGCCGGACUCGCUCGUACGGCUGGAGCAGGACAUUAAGAAGCUGAAGGCGGAUCUGCAGGCCAGCCGGCAGGUGGAGCAGGACCUGCGCAGUCAGAUCGGCUCCCUGAGCAGCACGGAGCGAAGCAUCCGCUCCGAGCUGGGCCAGCUGCGGCAGGAGAAUGAGCUGCUGCAGAACAAGCUCCACAACGCCGUCCAGGCCAAGCAGAAGGACAAGCAGACCAUCAGCCAGCUGGAGAAGAGGCUGAAGGCGGAGCAGGAGGCGCGGGCGGCCGCCGAGAAGCAGCUGGCCGAGGAGAAGAAGCGCAAGAAGCUGGAGGAGGCCACCGCGGCGCGGGCCGUAGCCAUGGCAGCCGCCUCCAGAGGGGAGUGCACAGACUCGCUCAGGAGCCGAAUCCGAGAGCUGGAGACAGAGUGCAAGAAGCUCACCAUCGACAUGAAGCUCAAAGAGGAGCAGAUCCGGGAGCUGGAGAUGAAAGUGCAGGAGCUGCGUAAAUACAAGGAGAACGAGAAGGACACGGAGGUGCUGAUGUCAGCGCUCUCAGCCAUGCAGGACAAGACACAGCACCUGGAGAACAGCCUCAGCGCCGAGACCCGGAUCAAACUGGACCUCUUCUCAGCGCUGGGUGAUGCCAAGCGACAGCUGGAGAUCGCACAAGGUCAGAUCCUCCAGAAAGAUCAGGAGAUCAAGGACCUCAAACAGAAAAUCGCCGAGGUGAUGGCGGUGAUGCCCAGCAUCGCCUACACAGCCGACGCCAACAACAUGAACCCGGUGGCGCCCCACUACUCCUCCAAAUUUAUGGACAGCAGCCCGUCGGGCCUGGACCCCAACGCCUCGGUCUACCAGCCCCUCAAAAAGUGAAUGCUCGCCCCCCCUAUGUUAUUAUUAUUAUAUUAUUUUUUUCGGCCCAGUUAAAGAUGAACUCUUGUGUAUUUAAUGCUGAGAACGUCUUUUUCGUUGUUGUUGUUGUUGUUUUCUCUCCUGGUUAAGAAGACAUCGUAUGGUGUGACUGUAUUGUUGUAGUUAAAAGACAAAAAAGGGACAUCGCAUCAACUAGGACUGCCCAGUGUUAUUUUUUUUGUUCCCUUGUAAAUGUUUAGAGAACCCUCACAGAACAUUGC